AUGUUCUACACUGCUGUUACAUCCGUUCUUUUGUUAGGUUCCGGUUUCGUUGCGAAGCCAACAGUUGAUAUUCUUGCUGCGACCCCGGGCAUCACCGUCACCGUCGCGUGCCGCACGCUCUCCAAGGCCCAGGAGUUGGCCGGCUCCGUUGCCAGCGCUAUUUCUUUGGACGUCUCCGACGAAGCUGCCUUGGAUGCCGCUGUGGCCAAGGCCGAUGUCGUGGUCUCCUUGAUCCCAUACACCUACCACGCGACCGUGGUCAGGUCUGCGAUCAAAAACAAGGUCCACGUGGUCACCACCUCGUACAUCAACCCGCAGUUGCGCGAGUUGGAGCAGCAGAUCAAGGACGCCGGGAUCAUUGUCAUGAACGAGAUCGGUCUCGACCCGGGUAUCGACCACUUGUACGCCGUCAAGACCUUCGACGAGGUACACAGAGCAGGCGGAAAGAUCAAGUCCUUCUUGUCCUACUGCGGUGGCUUGCCAGCCCCUGAAUGUUCCGACAACCCGUUGGGCUACAAGUUCUCGUGGUCCUCUCGCGGUGUCUUGUUGGCGUUGAGAAACUCCGCUCAGUACUGGAAGGAUGGCGAGAUCGUUUCCAUCAAGUCGGAGGAUUUGAUGGCCUCUGCCCAGCCAUACUACGUUUAUCCGGGUUUCGCGUUUGUUGCCUACCCGAACAGAGACUCAACUGCCUACAAGGAGUUGUACAACAUCCCAGAAGCUGAGACUGUCAUCAGAGGAACAUUGCGCUACCAGGGCUUCCCAGAGUUUGUCAAGGUUCUUGUCGACUUGGGCUUCUUGAAGGAGGACGAGUCUCCAUUGUUCCAGACUGCCGCCCCAUGGAACAAGGUCUUUGCCGGGUAUAUUGGCGCUCCAUCCACCUCCGAAGCGGACUUGGUUGCCACCAUUGAAGCCAAGGCUACCUUCAAGUCAGAAGCUGACAAGACCAGAAUCAUCUCCGGUCUCAAAUGGUUGGGUUUGUUCUCCGAUGCCACCUCCAUUACCCCAAGAGGAAACCCGUUAGACACCUUGUGCGCCACCUUGGAAGACUUGAUGCAGUACGAGACUGGCGAGCGUGACUUGGUUGCCCUCCAGCACAAGUUCGGCAUUGAAUGGGCCGACGGCACUACUGAAACCAGAACCUCCACCAUGAUUGACUACGGCAACCCAGACGGCUACUCCUCUAUGGCCAAGACCGUUGGUGUUCCUUGUGCCGUUGCUGUCCAGCAAGUUUUGGAUGGCACUCUUAAGGGUCCGGGCUUGUUGGCUCCAAUGACUCCGGAGAUCAACAACCCAAUUAUGAAGACCUUGAAGGAAAAGUACGGGAUCUUCUUGGUUGAAAAGACUGUUUCUUAA
Babjeviella inositovora NRRL Y-12698 is the source of this 1353-nucleotide messenger RNA. RefSeq names its product saccharopine dehydrogenase (NADP+, L-glutamate-forming) (gene LYS9). Gene Ontology annotation, molecular function: saccharopine dehydrogenase activity. The transcript has 2 exons. Bases 1 to 1353 code for a protein of 450 amino acids. Lineage: Eukaryota; Fungi; Ascomycota; Pichiomycetes; Serinales. Gene Ontology annotation, cellular component: cytoplasm. The record is from RefSeq and is a predicted model, not a curated record.